Asparagus officinalis (garden asparagus) is the source of this 1641-nucleotide messenger RNA. RefSeq names its product pyruvate kinase, cytosolic isozyme-like. Gene Ontology annotation, cellular component: cytoplasm. NCBI's taxonomy places the organism in Eukaryota, Viridiplantae, Streptophyta, Magnoliopsida, Asparagales, Asparagaceae. Gene Ontology annotation, molecular function: magnesium ion binding; potassium ion binding; pyruvate kinase activity. Gene Ontology annotation, biological process: glycolytic process. The record is from RefSeq and is a predicted model, not a curated record.
UAAGUUCUCAACGUCCCGAAAAAAAACCAACAAAAAAAGGAGGAAAGAAAGGGGGAAAAAAAAAGGGGAAAAUGGCGAAUAUUGACAUAGAGGGAUUACUGAAGGACCAGCUGCUGGUUGACGGCGAAGGGAGAGCGAGGAUGCCGAAGACCAAGAUCGUGUGCACGCUGGGCCCCGCGUCUCGGUCGGUGGAGAUGAUUGAGAAGCUGCUGAGGGCUGGGAUGAAUGUCGCCAGGUUCAAUUUCUCGCAUGGGACGCAUGAGUAUCAUCAGGAGACUCUUGAUAAUCUUAGGAUUGCGAUGCAUAACACUGGGAUCCUUUGUGCUGUCAUGCUCGACACCAAGGGACCUGAAAUCCGUACUGGAUUCCUAAAGGAUGCGAAACCCAUCCACCUUAAAAAGGGUCAAGAAAUUACUAUCAGCACUGAUUAUAACAUCAAGGGUGAUGAGGACAUGAUCGCAAUGAGCUAUAAGAAACUCCCAGUCCAUCUGAAACCUGGGAACACCAUAUUGUGUGCUGAUGGUACCAUAACCCUGACUGUGCUUUCCUGUGAUCCAAGCGCUGGAACCGUGAGGUGCCGCUGCCAGAACAAUUCACUAUUGGGUGAGAGGAAGAAUGUCAAUCUUCCGGGAGUUGUAGUGGAUCUCCCAACACUUACCGAUAAGGAUAAAGAAGACAUCUUGCAAUGGGGGGUUCCGAACAAUAUUGAUAUGAUUGCUCUAUCAUUUGUUCGGAAAGGGUCUGAUCUUGUUAAUGUGCGAAAUGUUCUUGGAUCUCAUGCGAAGCGAAUACAAUUGAUGUCAAAGGUUGAGAACCAAGAAGGUGUUAUAAACUUCGACGAAAUCCUAAAAGAAACCGACUCCUUCAUGGUAGCUCGUGGCGAUCUCGGCAUGGAAAUUCCAGUUGAAAAAAUCUUCCUUGCCCAAAAGAUGAUGAUCUACAAAUGCAACCUUGCAGGCAAACCCGUUGUUACUGCCACUCAAAUGCUUGAAUCCAUGAUCAAAUCCCCUCGCCCGACCCGAGCAGAGGCCACUGACGUAGCAAACGCUGUCAUCGACGGUACCGACUGUGUCAUGCUCAGGAUCGUGGUGUUGACUCGUGGAGGGACAACAGCAAAAUUAGUAGCUAAGUAUCGGCCGGCAGUGCCGGUGCUGUCAGUGGUGGUGCCGGUGAUGACGACGGAUUUUUUUGAGUGGAUGGUGAGUGAUGAGACGCCUGCGAGGCAUAGUUUGGUUUAUAGAGGGUUGAUACCAUUGUUGGCGGAGGGGUCGGCAAAGGCGACGGAUUCGGAAUCAACGGAGGUGAUAUUGCAGGCAGCGCUCAGGACGGCUGUGGAUAAGAAGCUGGUUAAGGUGGGUGAUGCGGUGGUUGCCCUGCAUCGGAUUGGUGCUGCCUCUGUUAUUAAGAUCUGCAUUGUGAAGUGAGAGACUUGAUCACAGGAGAACGUUGUGUUUCUGUUUUACUGUUUUUUUUCCCAUGUGUUCCUCAAUGCUAUCUGUGUUCUGUAAGAUUGACAGUCUUCAACAGCGAGUUUGAUGGUUGAGGUGGGGCUUGUAUGCUUGAAAUUGGGUAGAAAUCUCCUUUCUUGUGGAAUCUUGUAUUACUUUGCUGCAAUUAAUAAAAUAUUUUUUUACCUCUUCA